Molecule: messenger RNA, 2244 nt
Organism: Cuscuta campestris
Lineage: Eukaryota; Viridiplantae; Streptophyta; Magnoliopsida; Solanales; Convolvulaceae
Source: the annotation of a GenBank genome assembly
GAAAAAUUGAAGAAAUAACAUAUAGGGUUACCAAUUUGUUGAAGAAGAUGAAGAAAACGUGAAGAAGUUGGAGCUUGAAGAACCGAAUCUGGAGGUCGCCGCUGGUCGUCACCAUCCUCCAUCGUCGUCCUCCACCGCUCGUCGGAGCUGCGUAGUCGCGUAGAUAGCAACGGCUAGAGCCGCUGCUCUUUCUCUGUUCGAUUCCCCCCUCCCUGUGUGUUUAUUCCCUUCAAUUUCAAUUUAUUGCAUGAGGAUUCUUCCGGUUGGAGCGUUUCUGUUGGAGAAUUGAUUGUCGCGAACGGUUGAAGAGAGAUGUUGCACGAUCGAUUUCAUCUUGCGGUUGAAGAUGUCUGCGUUUUUCUUUUUUCUCCUUUUGUAUGCUAUAACUAGUACCACACCCGUGCGUUGCACGGGUCAUAUUUACGUUAUUAUUUACGUUAUUAGAUUAAGAUCAUUUUUUAAAAAUACAAAAUAAUAUCUAAUAGAAUAUAUAUAUUUUAUUAUUUUCAGGAUAAAGCUGUUUUUGGGGGGAUGAUUAAAUUGAACUCCUCCAAUUAUCAAAGUUGGAAACCCAGGAUGGAAGAUAUUUUAUAUAUUAAGGAUUUGCAUGAACCGAUCUUGAAUAAGGAGAUGCCAAGCGGUAAACAGGAAGGUACUUGGAAAUUGCUUAAUCGGAAAACUGUGGGAAUGAUUAGGCAAUUUAUUGAUGAUAGUGUGUUUCAGCAUGUUGCUAAUGAUACCAACGCCUAUGAACUGUGGGAGAAACUCAAAUGCAUCUAUGAGAGAGAAAAUGCCCUGAAUAAAGCCUCUAUUAUGAGAAGACUUGUGAAACUUGAUUACAAGGAUGGGCAUAGUGUGGCGUUGUUGCUCCUCAGCUCGUUGCCAGAAAGCUGGGAGACCUUGGUGGUAUCACUUAGCAAUUCUGCUCCAGAGGGUAAGCUCACAAUGGAUGUUGUGAAGUCGAGUCUGCUGAACGAAGAAGCUAGGAGAAGAGAUCUGAGUUCCUCCAGCUAUUCAGACCAGGCUCAGAUGAAGCGAGAUAAAGCCCAGCAGAAAGAGGAAAAAGGUCAGACUUCUGAGAAGAAAGAGGAGAAAGACACAGUAGCCCUUGCAGAUGCAGAUGAUUUAUUCUUCGUGUGUGAUGACACUAACUUUGAUGUUUCUCUUCAGGAUUGCACUUGGAUCAUUGAUUCAGGUGCCUCAUGUCAUCUCACACCUCAUCAAGAGUUCUUCUCAUCUUACACUAGCGGUGACUUUGGAUAUGUCAAGAUGGGGAAGGGUGAUAAGUCAUCUAAGAUUAUUGGGAUGGGCACUGUUUGUUUGAAUACUAACACUGGUUGCAGGUUAAUCCUCAGAGAUGUCAGACAUGUUCCAGAGUUUCGGUUCAACCUCAUUUCAGAUGGAGGACUUGACAGAGAUGGCUAUGUUAGCCGCCUUGGUGAAGGAAAGUGGAAGCUCACCAAAGGUUCUUUGAUCGUGGCCCGAGGUAAGAUGGAGAACAAGAUUUACGUGAUGCAAGCAAAGAUGUGCAGAGGAGAUCAGAACACUGCGCCCUCCACGGAUUUGUCGCACAAGAGGCUUGAUCACAUGAUUGAGAGUUGUCAGAAUAUCCUCCAUGAAGGUGACAUUCCUUUUCCUACCAUUCAAUCAGAUCACGGGGGAGAAGAUGGAGAAAAAUGUUGUGGUGAUGAUGUUGCUCGUGAUGGUGAUGUACUUGAGCCACCUCAUUCCGAGCAUGGAGUUCCGCCACAGAGGAUUCCUCAAAUUGGUAUAUUUGAGAGAGGUUGUUACCGGGAAGAAGUGAAGAAGGUGCACCGACGAGAGUGGGUUCAAGCCAAGCAAGAUGGGGUUAUAUCCUUGCUUGAUGGACGUGGUCAUUCCCUGGUAAAGUUGCAUGGAAGCAAGCGAGCACCCAAGAGAAAUCGGGUGUUCAAGUUGAAGAGAAGAGAGCGUUGCUCACAACCUACGAACUUGGCACAGUUGGUUGUGAAAGAAAGGCAGCCAACACAGCCGCAGAAACAGAGAGGAAAAAUAGAGAGAGCCGAGAGAAGGAAGAAGGGAGAAAAAGAGAGGUGCAGCCUGGUUUUGUGCUUCGAUCGACGACCAAACGAGCUCCGAUCGGGAUGAAAUUUUAGUAUGUUGUUCCUCACAUCCUCUUCUUCAUAUCCAACGGUGGGAUUGUUGUUUUGACCUCUCGAUGUCGGUAAAACUGCCUCUGUUUGCUGCUGCAUUUUUGUAUGGGUU